AUGUCAACGGAAAGGGAACUAACUCCCGGAUCGACGCAGCAAUUGCAUCCUCUGUCAUACUCGGAUAUGGCCACACAUAUCCAACUGAACGGAAUAAUGGGAAAAUCGUUUAAUGAAUCACCAUGGACUUCUUCGCCGCCAAGGCCUCCAAGUCCGUCUCAGUCGCAGACCAGCUUCGAUACACUUUCACCACCACCAGCCGGUGCGACGGUCAACCCGACCACGGUGGCAACGACAACGGGAACCCAAGGUUCCCAGCCUCUCGGUGUUGUUCCGGCCACACCACCGGCACCCCCAGACCUACCGGUGUUCACAUGUCCGCGCCGGCCCAACUUGGGUCGCGAAGGACGACCGAUCGUGCUGCGGGCGAACCAUUUCCAGAUCACGAUGCCCCGUGGCUUCGUGCAUCACUACGAUAUUAACAUCCAGCCGGACAAAUGUCCCCGAAAGGUGAACCGCGAGAUCAUCGAAACGAUGGUGCACGCGUACAGCAAGAUGUUUGGUGCCCUGAAGCCCGUCUUUGACGGACGCAAUAACUUGUACACGCGCGAUCUGCUCCCGAUCGGAAAUGAUCGCGUCGAGCUCGAAGUGACACUUCCUGGUGAGGGUAAGGAUCGUGUUUUCCGCGUCACAAUCAAAUGGGUGGCGCAGGUGUCGCUGUUCAACCUGGAGGAAGCGCUCGAAGGACGCACCAGACAAAUCCCGUACGAUGCGAUCCUUGCGCUGGACGUGGUGAUGCGCCAUCUACCAAGCAUGACGUACACACCUGUCGGUAGAAGCUUCUUCAGUUCUCCAGAUGGGUACUAUCAUCCCCUCGGAGGAGGUCGUGAGGUUUGGUUCGGUUUCCAUCAAAGCGUCCGACCGUCGCAGUGGAAAAUGAUGCUAAACAUUGACGUGUCGGCCACCGCAUUCUACAAAGCGCAACCGGUGAUUGAGUUCAUGUGCGAGGUGCUGGACAUCAGGGAUAUCAACGAACAACGCAAACCACUGACCGAUUCGCAACGCGUGAAGUUCACGAAGGAAAUUAAGGGGCUUAAGAUCGAAAUUACCCACUGUGGUACGAUGCGACGAAAGUACCGCGUCUGCAACGUGACGCGAAGACCCGCACAAAUGCAAUCCUUCCCGUUGCAGCUGGAAAACGGCCAGACGGUCGAAUGUACGGUGGCCAAAUACUUCCUGGACAAGUAUAAGAUGAAGCUACGCUAUCCGCAUCUGCCGUGUCUUCAGGUGGGUCAGGAGCAUAAACACACGUACCUCCCGCUAGAGGUAUGCAACAUUGUUGCCGGUCAGCGGUGCAUCAAGAAGCUGACAGAUAUGCAGACGUCUACCAUGAUUAAGGCGACGGCUCGAUCAGCUCCAGAUCGGGAGCGAGAAAUUAACAAUCUAGUGCGACGGGCUGAUUUCAACAACGACGCGUAUGUGCAGGAAUUCGGUUUGACCAUUUCCAACAACAUGAUGGAAGUUCGAGGUCGGGUCCUUCCGCCACCUAAGCUCCAGUAUGGAGGCCGCGUUUCCAGCAUGAGUGGACAAUUACUCUCCGGUCCACAGAAUAAGGUGAGCUUAGCAUUACCAAACCAAGGGGUUUGGGAUAUGCGAGGCAAACAAUUUUUCACUGGCGUCGAGAUUCGCGUGUGGGCUAUUGCCUGCUUUGCGCCCCAGCGCACGGUACGGGAGGAUGCAUUGCGGAACUUCACCCAGCAGCUGCAGAAGAUAUCCAACGACGCUGGCAUGCCGAUCAUUGGACAGCCUUGCUUCUGCAAAUACGCUACCGGGCCGGAUCAAGUGGAACCGAUGUUCAGAUAUCUGAAGAGCACCUUCAGCCACUUGCAGCUCGUCGUUGUGGUCCUGCCCGGCAAAACACCCGUUUACGCCGAAGUGAAGCGCGUUGGCGAUACAGUGCUGGGAAUGGCUACACAAUGCGUGCAAGCAAAGAACGUGAACAAAACUUCCCCACAGACGCUGUCCAAUCUCUGCUUGAAGAUCAACGUGAAGCUGGGUGGAAUUAACUCGAUCCUGGUGCCAUCGAUCAGACCAAAGGUAUUCGACGAGCCCGUCAUUUUCCUCGGUGCAGACGUGACACAUCCUCCGGCUGGCGAUAACAAGAAACCCUCGAUAGCUGCCGUCGUUGGGUCGAUGGAUGCGCAUCCGUCGCGGUACGCGGCAACGGUGCGCGUGCAACAGCACCGACAGGAAAUAAUUCAGGAGCUGAGCAGCAUGGUGCGUGAGCUGCUGAUCAUGUUCUACAAAUCGACCGGUGGAUUCAAACCGCACCGCAUCAUACUGUACCGUGAUGGCGUUUCGGAGGGUCAAUUCCCGCAUGUGCUGCAGCACGAGCUGACGGCGAUCCGUGAAGCGUGCAUAAAGCUUGAGGCGGACUACAAGCCCGGCAUAACAUUCAUCGUGGUGCAGAAGCGCCAUCACACGAGGCUGUUCUGUGCGGACAAGAAGGAACAGAGCGGCAAGUCGGGCAACAUUCCAGCCGGUACGACCGUGGACGUAGGCAUUACGCAUCCGACCGAGUUCGACUUUUAUCUCUGCAGUCACCAGGGUAUUCAGGGCACGAGUCGUCCGUCACAUUAUCACGUUCUCUGGGAUGACAAUCACUUUGAAUCGGACGAGCUGCAGUGCCUCACGUACCAGCUGUGCCACACGUACGUCCGGUGUACUCGAUCCGUUUCCAUUCCAGCUCCUGCCUACUACGCACAUUUGGUCGCAUUUAGGGCGAGGUAUCACUUAGUGGAGAAGGAGCACGAUUCCGGCGAAGGAUCUCAUCAGAGUGGCUGUUCCGAGGAUAGAACGCCGGGUGCGAUGGCUCGUGCCAUUACCGUACACGCCGAUACCAAAAAGGUUAUGUACUUCGCCUAA
This is a messenger RNA of Anopheles nili, 2865 nucleotides long. It is a transcript of the gene AGO1, whose product is annotated as protein argonaute-2. The transcript has 12 exons. The coding region runs from base 1 to 2865 and encodes 954 amino acids. The record is from RefSeq and is a predicted model, not a curated record. Gene Ontology annotation, molecular function: protein binding; RNA binding. NCBI's taxonomy places the organism in Eukaryota, Metazoa, Arthropoda, Insecta, Diptera, Culicidae.